Zygosaccharomyces rouxii is the source of this 459-nucleotide messenger RNA. It is a transcript of the gene ZIM17, whose product is annotated as Zim17p. The record is from RefSeq and is a predicted model, not a curated record. The coding region runs from base 1 to 459 and encodes 152 amino acids. The transcript has a single exon. Gene Ontology annotation, biological process: protein folding; protein import into mitochondrial matrix; protein stabilization. Gene Ontology annotation, molecular function: protein-folding chaperone binding; zinc ion binding. Gene Ontology annotation, cellular component: mitochondrion. NCBI's taxonomy places the organism in Eukaryota, Fungi, Ascomycota, Saccharomycetes, Saccharomycetales, Saccharomycetaceae.
AUGUUUCGUCUAAGUCUAAAUGUGUGCCGCCGCUUAAUAAAACCUACUAGAAUCGUAAGACCAUCUCUUAUACCAUCGUAUAUCCCACGCCACCGUCAUUUCCAUACUUCCACAAGAUGGCUACAGAACAAGACUCCUAUUGGCAAAGUGGAUAAGCCCAUGAUGAUGAUCGCAUUUACAUGUAAAAAAUGUAACGAUCGUUCGUCUCACACCAUGUCCAAACAAGCUUACACAAAGGGUACUGUUUUAAUCCAAUGUCCAUCCUGUCAAGUAAGACAUCUAAUCGCUGAUCAUCUCAAGAUUUUCAGCGAUGAGCACAUCACUAUUGAAGAUAUAUUGAGGGCUAAAGGUGAAUCAGCAUCGCUGACCGCGGAUGAUCUGGCAUUUGAAGACAUUCCUGAAAGCUUAAAGGAUGUCUUGGGUAAAUAUGCAAAGGAUAAGAAACAUGAUGACGAAUAA